Molecule: messenger RNA, 5865 nt
Organism: Cynoglossus semilaevis (tongue sole)
Lineage: Eukaryota; Metazoa; Chordata; Actinopteri; Pleuronectiformes; Cynoglossidae
Gene: rgs12b
Product: regulator of G protein signaling 12b
Exons: 19
Coding region: 330-4955 (1541 amino acids)
Biological process (GO): signal transduction; regulation of G protein-coupled receptor signaling pathway
Cellular component (GO): cytoplasm; plasma membrane; nucleus
Molecular function (GO): protein binding; GTPase activator activity
Source: RefSeq, a predicted model, not a curated record
AGCGACAUUCCAGAGAUGUGGAGGAAACUGGGGCGGGACUUAAAGUUUAGCUUGGAUGGAUAGACUUUUUAACUUCAAGAUACGGUGAAACAAAAGAUUUUUUCUAAAAGCCGAAGCAGUUUGCAGCAGGUAACAUUUCUGUGAGCUGAACUAGGUGAUGACACAAAGAUGGAAGGUGCGGAGUUUCAGGAACAGAACUGAGGCCACACUCCUGCUCCUUUCUGCUUCUUCGCCUGCUGUUGCCUGUGCUUGGUCCAGCUUCAGAACAGCCUUCAUAUGUGUGACUGAAACUCAAGGUAUCAAGGACAAGAGAAGACUUCCCUGAAAUAAUGUUCAGACCAUCAGAUUUAUCAUCCAAGAGACGCCCAUGUGGUGUUAGCAGUCUAAGCUUGCCUCAGCCUCCUGCAGCAUCCUCCUCCGUCCAUCAGAGCUGUAUCCGAGCUGUGGAGGUGGCCAGAGGGAGGACAGGGUAUGGGUUCACACUUUCAGGCCAGAGCCCCUGUGUCCUCAGCUGUAUCCUAAAGGGAAGCCCUGCAGACUACGUAGGCUUACGCUCUGGAGACUACAUCCUCUCUGUCAAUGACAUCAACGUCUCUAAGGCUUUACAUGAAGAUGUGGUCAAACUGAUUGGCCGCUGCUCUGGCGUUUUAAAACUGGUUAUCGGAGAGGCAGAGCGCCCCAGACGGCACCAUCACCACCACCGCGGUGCUGGGAGUCGCCACCACAGUGGUAACUCUAUGGGAGCUUCACAUUUGGACUCGUGCUCUAGUGAUGAUGAACUUGACGGUUUCUAUGACAAUGGUGUUAACAACAACAAUAAUGGCAGGUCCGGUGGUGGAGCUCGGGGGGGUUGGUACAAACCCAAGCUAGAUUCUAAGCAGAUAGGCAUCAACCGUGCAGAGAAGGUGGUGGCGGAGCUGCAGUCUGGAGGAAUUUUCAACAUGAUCUUUGAGAACUCCAGCCACUCCUCCAGCAGUUCAGACAAGGAGAGGCCUGGAGGAAGCACCUCCUCCAAGCCUCGUCCAGUGUCUGAUCCAGAAUUUCCACCAUACAGAAACUGCCCUCGGACCCAGAGCAAUCCCAACUUACUAUCUGAGGAAGAGAUGGCCCAAGUUCUGAAUGACGAUUCAGUCUUUCUGGACUCAGACUUUCGUCAUCUUCACCUUCACUCUCAGGAAGAGCAGGAUGUGGAUGUAGGAGAUGGAGGUGACUUGGGCUUAGAGCCUGGUGAAGGUAUCCUCAAUGUUGGCAUGAUUGUGGGCUACCUGGGCUCCAUCGAGCUGGCCUCUUCUGGGACGAGUUUAGAGAACGACAGCCUGCAGGCCAUCAGGGGCAGCAUGAGACGCCUGAGGGCAGAACAGAAGAUUCACUCACUGGUCCUCAUGAAGGUUAUGCAUGACAGCGUCCGUCUGUGCAGUGACAGGGGUCAAGUCCUGGCCACCUACCCCGCAGAAAAACUAGCCUUCAGUGCCUGCUGUCCGGAUGACCGCCGCUUCUUUGGCCUGGUGACCAUGCAGGCCACAGAUGACCAUGACCAUUUCCGUUUUAGCAUUGGUCGAGAUGAAGAUGGUGGUUUGAGGACUUCCUGUCAUGUGUUUAUUGUGGACCCGGAUCUCUGUCACCACCAGAUCCAUGUUGGAAUCGCCCGGAGGUUUGCCUUUGAGUGCACUCCUGAUCCAGACACAGGCGGCUGCCUGGAAUUCCCUCCCAGCUCUCAACCCCUCCUACAGUUUGUCUCCGUGUUGUACCGGGACAUGGGGGACAACAUUGAUGGGGUGAGGGCUCGAGCCUUCAAUGACCCUGACAACGAUGCCCAGCAGAACCACAGCACCAGCAGUAACAGUGACAGUGGCAUAGGCAACUUCCUACCAGAGGAGAAGAGCAACAGGGUGCUGCUGGUGGACCUGGGUGGUCCUCCCAACCAUAACCACGUCUCUGGAUCACGUCACUGGGACAGUCCACCUUCUUCCCAGCAGGCCUGGAGUCCAACACUUGGGGCUGCGGCCUCCCCGCCCACUCUUCCUCCUCCACCACCUCCUCCUCCACCAGCUCUGAGAAACGGCCACUAUCGUCACGAUCCACACCUGGCUGACCUCCCUCAUCCUCUCCCCUUACCUCACCCUGACGUCUCAGGCAGGCACUCACGAGGGGCCCACCCCCACCACUACCCACCAUCCAAACGGGGAGGAGCAGUGGGAGGGGGAGAAAAGAGAGGGGCUGGAGGUGCAGCAGGGGCGGAGUCGCAGCGCUGGCUUCCAGUCCAUGUGCUGAGGGACUGGCGUCAGCAGCACCACCACAGCCACCUGCAGGGUCUUAGUAGUGAUCAGGAGUCAUACGCCGAGUCCACUGACGGAUGGUCAUCGGCCAACUGCAGCACCUUACCUCCACCCAUGAAUAAGAUCCCAGCAGACCGAUACAGGGCUCCACUGGCCUCUGGAGACCGCCUGCCGCCACCUGGAGGGAGUCAGCCACCCCCUCCUCCCACACAGCCCCACUCCCACACACACCGGCUGGCUUCUCAGAAAGAUGAGUGGGCCAAGAAGCUGUUUGGUGCUGGAGACAGAGACCGGCCUGGAACAGAGAGGAGAGAAAGGGAUAAGAAACGGGGGAGUGCAAAGGACACAGAAAAAAAGGGUGGACGGUUCCGUGGACUGACGAUGGGUUUUCCUGCUCUGCCCCAACGUUCCUCUGCCAGACGUUCUUUUGGACGCUCCAAACGACUCAGCCUCGCCCGCUCCCUGGAUGACCUGGAGUCUGCUGCAGUCUCUGAUGGAGCAGAGCUGAACAGCGUGGAGCUGCAGGGCUGCAGCAGUGACAACAGUCUGAACAGUAAUGCCAGUCUGCCCAGUGUCCAGAGCCACCGGCGCCACACUGAGAGGAGAGUGGCCAGCUGGGCUGUCUGCUUCGAGAGGCUGCUGCAGGAUCCCCUGGGAAUCCGCUACUUCUCGGAGUUCUUGAAGAAGGAGUUCAGUGAAGAGAACAUCCUGUUCUGGCAGGCCUGUGAGUUCUUCAGUCAUGUCCCUGAGAAUGACAAGAAGCAGCUCUCUCAGCGUGCCAGGGAAAUCUACAACAGUUUCCUCUCCAGUAAAGCCACCACGCCAGUCAACAUAGACAGUCAGGCUCAGCUGGCUGAUGACAUCCUCAAUGCUCCCCGACCAGACAUGUUCAAGGAGCAGCAGCUGCAGAUCUUUAACCUGAUGAAGUUUGACAGCUACACCCGCUUCCUCAAGUCACUGCUCUACCAGGAGUGUAUGUUGGCAGAAGUUGAGGGCAGACCCCUGCCUGACCCUUACCAAAUCCCCAGCAGCCCCACCUCCAAACACAGCACCACAGGCUCGGACCGCUCCAACCUCUCUACACCCAAGAAGCAAGAGGAUAAAAAGAGCAAAUCAGGUCGAUCUUUGAAUGAUGACAGCAGGGAAGAGUCAGGAGACAGGAGGAAAGGCCCGUUCUUUUCCUGGUCCCGAAACAGGAGCUUCGGCAAAGGUCCAAAGAAACGAGAGCUGACUGACUUUAACUACAAUUUCUCUGGCAGUAACGGUCGACGUGAAUCACAGGGUUCCCUGUCGUCAGGAGCCAGUCUGGAACUGGGAACGUCAGGGUCUGGGAGAAAUGAGGUGGAAGUUUCUCGUGGUGCAGUAUCAGUAUCAGCUGAGCGGGGAGUUGGCAGUGCCCCCUUGAGGCAGUGUAACAUUAGCCUGCCGGACGGCUCAUGUUGCUCUGUGCCUCUCCGGUCUGGAGUGUCCAUCAGAGAUUUGCUGCUGGGCCUCUGUGAGAAGCUCUGCAUCAACUUGGCAGCUAUUGACCUCUUCCUGGUUGGAGGGGAGAAGCCACUUGUUCUCGACCAGGACUGUAUGACUUUGUGUUCUCGGGACCUGCGACUAGAAAAACGCACACUCUUCAGACUUGACUUGGUUCCUAUAAAUCGGUCUGUAGGUCUUAAAGCUAAACCCACCAAACCAGUGACUGAGGUUCUGAGACCAGUGGUGGCCAAAUAUGGGCUGCACCUCUCAGACCUGGUAGCACGCAUCAGUGGGGAGUCAGAACCUUUAGAUCUCGGGCUUCCCAUUUCCAAUCUUGAUGGGCUACGAGUGGUGUUAGACGUAGGAGAACACGCUCCUGGUAAAACAGACAAACAGAAGGCUGCUGUGUCCAAGAUCUCCACCUCCACCAGUAGAACUCAGUCAUCAACAGGGGAGGACAGGUCAUCAGGGAAAACAGGUUCAGCCCAGCCUCACCCUCGUGGGGAAAACGGCAAGGCCGGGCACGGCCCAGACCCGAGGGGCCUGGUCUUACCCACCCACUCUGUCUCUCUGCAUAAGGCUCCGGAGAAAAGAAAGCAGAAAAAGAUUAAUCUAGACGAAGCUGAAGAGUUCUUCGACCUCAUUUCCAAAGCUCAGAGCAACCGAGCAGAAGACCAGAGAGGCCUGCUAAACAAAAGUGACCUGCAGCUUCCUGACUUUCUCCGCCUGUCACCGGUGGCAACCACCCAGGCUGCUUCUCCUCCCUACAACUCUGAGCCCAGCUGCUCCACCCCUAAUUCCCGUAACCCCAACAACGGCAGCUUCCCGAGCAGCGGUCGCCGGGGCAAUAAGACAAACGGCAAUGACAGGGGAGGAGGAGGAGGGGGAGGCGUUCAUUUGCUCAGUGCCAGCCAUCAGUCCCACAGCUUGGACUCAGCACUGGGCACUGACAACAGAAGGGGGAGGAAAGCCACCUCACUUCCUCCGUUUCCCAAUGUCAUCUCCCCCAUCCACCCCCAGGCCAGCCGGGCAGACUCAGUCCAGAUGCUGGAGGAGGACACCCUGUCAGACCUGACUCUGGUAGGAGAGGGGGACAUCAACAGUCCCAGCCUCACGUACGUCACCCCCUCUGCUUUACCCUGUAAACCGGAACCCCGACCUCGACAACAGGCCCAGGACGGCCGGCCGAGCUCAGGUACCUCCCCUGUGUGAAACUGGUUGAACUUCCUACUUUUCCCUCUCUUGACUUCGACACAGGGUGGACACCCCCAUCCCUAAAGUCAGCUUGAAGAUCUCUGUGGACCACUCAUGGUCUGAGGCUAAAUGCAUCCAGAUCUUCUCUGUUCCCUCUUGGCUUCAAGCGUUUUUAUAGAUCCCUUCAGUUUGAAGACAGCCACAGAAAUAGUUCAGUCAGGGUUGUGCUAAUAACAUUAGUUUUAAUAAAAGAUUUAUACGGAAUACAAUAGAAAAGUCUACUGAUGUAACAGUGAAUAUAGUGAUAUAUUCUAUACUCUGCUUGGAGACACUGUUGUAGUCCUCAGGUCCAGGACUUCAACCCAAACCCUUGGUUUUAGGACUCAUGACCUGAAUUAUACUCAAGUACAAAUGACUGACGACUUCUACACCACCGAUGUUUACAUUUGUCUCUUUGAAUUUCAAAACAGCUCAAAUCCUCAUCAGGCUUAGACUUGAAUUCAUUAGCAUCAAAAAUGUUGAUGUGAAUUCUUAGGUUUUUCACAUGGGAUUUAAACCAGUGACCUUUAGGUAACCUCUAGACAGUUCCCUAUGUAUUGAUGCCAAAGGUUCCACCAGGAUUUUGAGCGCUUUCAACCUAUUUAAGUGAAAGUGUAAACUUGCCUCUUAAUUGAAGUUGGUUUUCUUUUGGAGCUCUUGUGAAACUGCUUUGACCAAAUUGAAGCCAACUUCACCAGAGAGAGCAUAUGAGUUUAGCGCGUAAACCCUAUGAGGACCAUAAUAAUCUCACACUUUUAUUGUGUGUCUGCCACAGUUCCGAAGCACUAAAUUAGAUAAUAAAUUGAUAAAUUUAAACCUGGGAAUAGAUCAUUUAAAAACCAGAUUUAAUAAACAUUAGCUCUUAUUAAAGUUUGUGUAGUCAAAUACU